Molecule: messenger RNA, 2360 nt
Organism: Branchiostoma belcheri (Belcher's lancelet)
Lineage: Eukaryota; Metazoa; Chordata; Leptocardii; Amphioxiformes; Branchiostomatidae
Product: cell wall protein RBR3-like
Exons: 14
Coding region: 651-2360 (569 amino acids)
Source: RefSeq, a predicted model, not a curated record
UGGAGCAGAAACUGCACACAUUAAAUACACACGUACGUCAAAAAGUCAAAGAUUUCUUUCAUUUGAAAUAUUUCAAUUUUUGGUGCAGAAAUGGUACAUAAUGCCCCUGUCAAAAUAAGGGAAGAAAAUGGCUACUUCAGUCUGUUGAUGCUGCAUGUUCCGAUGAAGACGUUGGACCCUUGAAAUUCUCAGCUGGUGAGUUGCUGUUUCGACACCUUGACGCUCUUAUAAUUUGUUUGGUCUACAGGGAAACACUACCAGUCAUAGUUUACACGGCGGCCACGACGCACAUUUUUACCACUCGAAAGGCCACGACACACCUGCCGACCGAGGCUGUAUUAGUCUUUACCAGGCUUCGGGAAGCGGACAUCGUGCCUUCAUGUUUACAAUUUAUCAAAUAAAGCAAGCAUGUUAUGGCAGGUGCCACAAUGACUGGGUAGACUUCUUUCGAGCUUUAGUAAACAUGCAGGCACGAUGUACCUGUAGCAGCUUGACCUCGAAGCUAUAAAGAGGAGCAAUUUUACCACUGUCGGCAGUCUGCUUCAGAUCAAGGCACUGUUGUCUUCAGGCCACCGGCAGACACUUCAGAGACAAAGUCGUCAUCUUGACCCACCAAGUACACGAGUCACCGGACAGGACGAAGGUUGAAGAUGACCCGUCACUUUGCGCUUGUCCUGGCUCUGACACUUCUGGCUGGAGCCGUGUAUCCAGCCAAGAGCGUGCCUGCCCAGGAACAACGUCCGAAUGAUGGGCGACAACGUCCUGACUCCGAGAAGGCGAAGGUUCUGCUGGAAGAACUCGAAGAAUUGUUGGAAGAAGAAGGGAUGGCGAACAACAAUGGCGGCAGUGAUGUUGAUGAAAUGGCCCGACUUCCCGAGAAAAGAGAUCCUGAACCAACUGAUGCUGACUGCUUGCUCAAAACAACGGACACCACCUACGAAUACCAAUGGGACUUGCCCCAGCUUACGGGAACGCGCUUCACCUUUCAAGUAUCGACCAACAGCGAUGCCCACAUCGGCCUGUCACCAGCCAACCAGGACGCUACGGACAUGUACGAAAUCGUCCUCGGUGGAUGGGGGAACACAAAGUCGGCCAUACGCCGGGGAAAGCUAGGCUCCGACGUCACAAAUGUCGACACACCAGCUAUCAACUCGCCAACAGAGUACAGGACCUUUUGGAUAAACUUGGCCUCAGACGGAACCAUUUCUGUCGGAAAGGGGGGUGAGUCUCUGCCGUUCAUGUCGUGGACAGAUCCCAACCCGAUCCGCGUGUCUUAUGCUGGGUACUCUACAGGCUGGGGCAGCGACGGGCGCUGGAAGUUCUGCUCGGAAACAGGAACAACACAAGCCAGUACCACUGUAGGUACCACUGAAGUUGUAGCAACUACACCGACUGUGCAAUGUGACAACCCUACUGUACUGAAUGGGAACUCUGGCAGCUUUACUUCACCGGGUUACCCAGGAAACUACCCUAACAACGCUUACUGUACUUGGCAGAUAUCUGUCAGUACAAGUGACGUUGUUACCAUCCGAUUUACCGAGUUCAGUCUGGAGUAUAACAGAAACUGUGGCUUUGACUCCCUCGUUGUGCAUGAUGGUCCAGACGCUACUGCUCCUGUGCUUGUCACCCUUUGUGGUUCCUCAGCUAGAACAGUCACCACCACUGGGAACAGCGCCUUUCUAGUCUUUACUAGUGAUGGUUCAGUGACGAGGUCUGGGUUCGUUGCUAACUUCACGUCUGAGCUACACUGUUCAAUGACAAUGCUCAAAACAACGGACACCACCUACGAAUACCGAUGGGACUUGCCCCAGCGUACGGGAACGCGCUUCACUUUUCAAGUAUCGGCCAACAGCGAUGCCCACAUCGGUCUGUCACCAGCCAACCAGGACGCUACGGACAUGUACGAAAUCGUCCUCGGUGGAUGGGGGAACACAAAGUCGGCCAUACGCCGGGGAAAGCUAGGCUCCGACGUCACAAAUGUCGACACACCAGCUAUCAACUCGCCAACAGAGUACAGGACCUUUUGGAUAAACUUGGCCUCAGACGGAACCAUUUCUGUCGGAAAGGGGGGUGAGUCUCUGCCGUUCAUGUCGUGGACGGAUCCCAACCCAAUCCGCGUGUCUUAUGCUGGGUACUCAACAGGCUGGGGCAGCGACGGGCGCUGGAAGUUCUGCUCGGAAACAGGUACGUCGACAAAGAGGAUGUCUGAAGUGCGGGAAACCGACGGAAAGGACAAUGGAGAACAUAAGGUGGAGGUUGUGGAGAACGGAAAGCAGCAACCCAUCAAGGGCCAAGACGGGAUGAGGACCGGUCGGGACCCGGAGGAAACAUUGGAAACUGAGGAAACGAGGUUAGAAUAG